Molecule: messenger RNA, 1119 nt
Organism: Drosophila subobscura
Lineage: Eukaryota; Metazoa; Arthropoda; Insecta; Diptera; Drosophilidae
Gene: Gr23a
Product: gustatory receptor 23a
Exons: 3
Coding region: 1-1119 (372 amino acids)
Biological process (GO): sensory perception of taste
Cellular component (GO): membrane; axon; dendrite
Source: RefSeq, a predicted model, not a curated record
AUGAAAUCAUUGGAGUGCCUCACGCGACGAGUUCUGGCCGGAGUUUUCUGGCUAAUGGGGCUGGUGCCGCUGCCGCCCAGUUCCCAGCUCUUCUCCCUGUUUCUAUCCUUGGCCAUUCGCUGCUGCUGGAUUGUGUACCUCGGAUACCUACUGUCAAUUGUAAUCGGCUUUCGAUCGGUGGCAACGGAAAGUGUGGGCAAUGUCGUGGGCACCAUGCUCUUCAUGGGCAACUCCGUUUUGGGCCUGCUGCUCCUCCUGGAGAGUGUGUUGAAACAGAAGACUCGCAGACAGCUAGAGGACCUGCGCUUCCAGUCGCAGCUUCAGUUGCAACGCCUGGGGAUGUUCGGAAGAGGUCGCCAGGCCCCUCACCUGCUGCCCCUGAUCGCGACACAGUUUACCUGCGAUCUUGCAAGAGUCCUGAUCAGCGCCAAAGUCGGGACAAUGAUAUCCCCAGUGUUCUUCAUAUCCCUGCCGCUCAUGUGGCUGCUCCGCUUCCGUUACGUUCAGCUGGUACAGCAUGUGAUGGAUCUUAAUCAACGCUCGCUCCAGCUGCGUCGUUCCCUCCUCGCACUGGCCUCGGGCAACGAACUCUGGCAGCCGUACGGGGUCCAAGAAUGGGGCCAGCUGCAAACCCUUCGCAAGACCUACGAACGCAUCUUUGAGUGCUACGAAGUGUUCAGCGACUGCUAUGGCUGGGGCAUGCUCGGGCUACACCUGGUGACCAGCUUCCAGUUUGUGACCAACGCAUACUGGAUGCUCAUGGGACUGUACGAGGAACAGAACCUAUUGAUCCUCACCUACAACGGAGCCACCGCCAUUGACUUUGGCACUCCCAUUGCCACACUCUUCUGGUACGGCGAUGCGGGUGCUGAAAAUGGUCGCGAGAUUGGUUGUCUCAUCUCAAAAUUGGCUAAGCCACUGGGCAGCAGGCGCUACAACAAUCUUGUCAGUGAGUUCUCCUUGCAGACCCUACAUCAGCGCUUUGUGGUCACUGCCAAGGAUUUCUUCAGCCUUAAUCUGCAUCUGCUAAGUAGUAUGUUCGCAGCCGUGGUCACUUACUUGGUCAUUCUCAUACAGUUCAUGUUUGCGGAGAGGAGCGCCAAGGCAUAUUCUUCGUAG